AUGCCAGAUGCAGUUAACCCCAAAGCUUACCCCCUGGCCAGCCCAGACCUAGAGCCGAAGCUUUUGACGCUCGUCCAGUCUGCGGUGCGCAUUGGGCAGCUCAAAAAGGGCGCAAAUGAAGCCACCAAAGCCCUCAAUAAAGGCAAAGCUGAAAUUGUUGUCCUCGCGGCGGACGCUGAACCGAUCGAGAUCGUUCUUCACCUACCCCUGGUUUGCGAAGACAAAAACGUCCCCUGCGUCUUUGUACACUCCAAGGUAGCCCUCGGCCGCGCCUGCGGUGUCUCCCGACCCGUUGUGGCCUGCUCCAUCAUCUCCAGCGACCGCAGUCCCAUUGAUGGGGAGAUUAACGCCGCCCGGAUUGCAGUCGAACAACUGCCCCUCUAA
Molecule: messenger RNA, 384 nt
Organism: Gregarina niphandrodes
Lineage: Eukaryota; Apicomplexa; Conoidasida; Eugregarinorida; Gregarinidae
Product: putative ribosomal protein L7A
Exons: 2
Coding region: 1-384 (127 amino acids)
Biological process (GO): maturation of SSU-rRNA; mRNA splicing, via spliceosome
Cellular component (GO): U4/U6 x U5 tri-snRNP complex; box C/D methylation guide snoRNP complex; nucleolus
Molecular function (GO): RNA binding
Source: RefSeq, a predicted model, not a curated record